Beta vulgaris subsp. vulgaris (sugar beet) is the source of this 1168-nucleotide messenger RNA. RefSeq names its product protein MAIN-LIKE 1-like. The coding region runs from base 21 to 881 and encodes 286 amino acids. Lineage: Eukaryota; Viridiplantae; Streptophyta; Magnoliopsida; Caryophyllales; Amaranthaceae. Gene Ontology annotation, biological process: meristem maintenance; meristem development. The transcript is spliced from 2 exons. The record is from RefSeq and is a predicted model, not a curated record.
CAUGUGCAGAGCUAUUUGGGAUGGAGAGAAGCGCCUUUUUGAAGGCGCAUUCGUCCGGUGGUGGUGUAUUCAUUGAUUCUUUGAUAGAGAGAUGUUCUGCUCCGGAUCGGAGUCCGACCCACCAGUUUCGAGGAUAUAUGCUGACCCUUCUUGGUGCCACUCUAUUCGUUGAUAAGAGUGGUAACCGAGUCCGUCCUUGGCCACUGUCGUUUUUGUCUUGUAGCCCACAGGAUGUGAGGCGGUAUUCUUGGGGUGCGGCUACACUAGCCUAUUUAUACAGGCAGCUUGGCAUAGCUAGUCGUGCUGAUUCAGCCCAGAUUUGCGGUUGCCUCACGCUAUUGCAGGCAUGGAUUUACGAGUAUUUUCCCAUGUUUCGGCCUAACCGCACUAGGAGGAUGAUUCCUAUAGGAUCUGCUUCGGCACUUAGUUGGGAGGUUCGGCAUGAGAACAGGGGGAUUGACCUUCUACUGAGUAUUCGACAGGAAUUGGAUCAGACGAACGCCAUGCAGCUUGAUUGGUUACCUUAUGGUAAUUUUCCGGUAUCUGCUUAUCCUCGUAGCACGUACUACGGGUGGCUGCGAUACUUGGAUAUCAUUGAGCCGUAUAUGCCAGAUCGUACUUUAUGCCAGCUUGGAUUCAUUCAGGAGGUUCCCCAUCAUAUUUUGGAGCCGGAGUCUUGCUAUAGGCCUUCUGCUGGGGAUAGGUACAGGGUAGACUUCUCAUUUACAGCACAGCGACAAACAUGGGAUUUAUUUCCACGUGCUUCACAGCUUAUAUUGGCUGCUUUGCAUAAGGCCCCACUUCCUUCGAUGGCGACAGAGGCUUACUUGCAGUGGUAUGAUGCGUACUCCCAUCGUUUCAUCAUUAACCCGACCGACUGAGUUGCUAGAUGGUGGAGCCGGAUCACAUUAUGUUGAGGGUUUGGUUCCAGAUCAGGUAUUAGCUUCGAUGUUCGGUAUGAUGGACCCGUUUCUUGAUAGGGACACCACUGAUCUGCCCGAUGAUUUUCGAGCAUUAUUUGAGGGACUGUUUGGGUGGUAUGAGGCAUGGAACCUUACCCGUGGUGUGGAUCGACGUCCAAGAAUGUAGUCAUAUUUUGUAUUUUUAUUUGAACUUAUUUUCGAUGUAAUGAGAUUUAUUGUUUUUCGGCUAUAGUGUAACGAUUUUA